AUGUCGUCAUAUUCAGGACUCCGUAAAAAGGCGGUCAAGAAGAUCCAAUUCACAGUGAUGGUGUGCGGUGCAUCGGGAACUGGCCGUACGAGUUUUAUCAACACACUAUGUGGCCAGAAUGUCAUUCCUUCGUCGGAUUUAGAGUAUGAUCCACGAAAUGCACAUCUCGAGAAAGGAAUCGAGGUCCGUCCUAUUGCCACAGAAAUAGAAGAUCCCGAUGGAACAAGAAUUGCACUUACUAUCAUUGACACCCCCGGGUUUGGUGAUAAUAUCGAUAAUUCAGAAUGCUUUGACAAGAUUGUGGGAUAUCUUGAGUUCCAGUAUGACGAAGUAUUAGCAGAAGAAUCAAGAAUCCGCCGGAAUCCGAGGUUUAAAGAUAAUCGGGUUCAUGUGUGUUUAUAUUUCAUAGAGUCUACAGGCCAUGGAUUGCGUGAGCUGGAUGUUGAAAUGAUGAAGAAACUGUCACACCGGGUCAAUGUUAUUCCUGUGAUUGGCCGAGCAGAUUCCCUGACUCCGUUGGAAAAGACUACCAGUAAGCGCAUGAUUAUGGAGGAUCUAAAACAGCAUAAUAUUCCUAUCUUCAAUUUCCCCUAUGACCCUGAAGAAGAUGAUCCAGAGACAAUCCAGGAUAACUCGGAGCUGCGGGAAAUGUUACCAUUUGCAGUUGUGUCAGGAAAUGAGAUUAUCCAGACUGCUACCAGUGGCAGACGCAUCUACGGCCGAGUGUACCCCUGGGGAUAUGUGGAUGUUGAAGAUCCCAGCCACUCCGAUUUCAUUUCUCUACGGUCGGCUUUAUUCGGAUCUCAUCUCAUGGAUCUCAAAGAUCUUACCCACGAUUACUUAUAUGAGAACUAUCGUACCGAGAAGCUAUCUGGCACUUCUGCUGAGAAUGUGCGAGCGUCUCGUCUGCUGAAUGCUGAGGAUCUUGCCAAUCAAUCAUACCUACUAAAGGGAGAGCAAUUGGCGCGAGAAGAAGAGAAGCUUCGUGAAAUCGAACUACGAGUACAAAGAGAAAUCAACGAGAAACGUCUUGAACUGACGGCACGAGAAAAUGAACUGAGAGCCAUUGAAGCGAGAUUAUCUCGCGAGCGAUCGGUAUCCUCGAGCGUGCCUGACCAGAAGUCGAUUUCUACGAGCAAUCCCGGCACCCCAAUAGCAGAUAACACUGGUUCCGACGAAACCGGCUCGGACAGCCUGAUGCAAUCGCCCAGCCAGGAGAACAUCACCCGAGUCACGUCCAAUACUACAUCCAACACCGCCCACAGCACCAACGCUGCCUCCAGCCAUCAUCUCCCUGACACCCAAAGCCCUGCCAGCUUUGUCAGCAGCAACGCCGAGGCCUUUUCCAGCCCUGUCGCUGUCAAACAGGAAAUAUAA
This is a messenger RNA of Sugiyamaella lignohabitans, 1377 nucleotides long. RefSeq names its product septin CDC11 (gene CDC11). The record is from RefSeq and is a predicted model, not a curated record. Gene Ontology annotation, molecular function: molecular adaptor activity; GTP binding; GTPase activity. The coding region runs from base 1 to 1377 and encodes 458 amino acids. The transcript has a single exon. Gene Ontology annotation, cellular component: septin complex; microtubule cytoskeleton; cytosol. Gene Ontology annotation, biological process: cytoskeleton-dependent cytokinesis; protein localization to bud neck; actomyosin contractile ring assembly. Lineage: Eukaryota; Fungi; Ascomycota; Dipodascomycetes; Dipodascales; Trichomonascaceae.